AUGGCCAUAAACCUAGCCAAAUUUCUCAUACUGUUUUUCACUAUUUCGAUCUGCAACGCCGUCACGAAUCCAAGUCCGAUUUCCGAUUCUCACCGUUCCGCUGCUUUACAACUCUUCGAUGGUUCCUCUUCAAGUUUAGAAGAAGCCUGUGAUGCUCUAAGAGUAUUUGAGAUUCUUGCGCUUGAGAAUAAGCCUGAUGUGAGCAUAACCACUUGUCGGAAGGUAGUGGAAAAUCUCGGGUCGUCGUCCUCUCUCAAGGAUUUGUUCUAUGCCUUAAAGGUCAAUGGCAUUUUAAAAUGCAAGGUUGAUAAGGGUGUUUUCCAGGAUAUUGCUUCAAGACUUAAAGUUGCUGUCAAUGAUGCUAGUACUUUGGUUGACAUAUACUAUACAAUAGGAAGUUUGGUUCUUAUAAAGGUUGCAAAUUCAAAUGUCAUAUUCGUAUAUUAUGUUCCAUUAUGCUUCUUUUCUCCUUUUGAUCUCCCCUUUCUACUCUGCGUUCACUUUUUCAGAGAAUCCGGAAGCACCGUGACGGCAGCGACUGGCGGCGAUUCGUUGUUUGAAAAGAUCCCAGCGAAGCUUCACUUUGACGAAUCGUCCUCCGAUUCCGACUCCGAUUCUCAUUCCGAAUCUGUUAAACCAGAGAUUUCAUCAGUUAAGGACAAGGUUUUUCGCCUUUUUGGAAGGGAGAAGCCCGUUCACUCCGUUCUCGGCGGCGGAAAGCGAGAUUUCUCAGUUUCAUUUUGUAAAGCAUGUAUUUGCUACGUAUUUGCUACCCAGGUUCAAAUCAACAAAUUAUAUUUUAAAUCUGGAAAGUCAAGAAGCUCUUCACCUUUUCGUCAAUUAAGCAGCACCAGCUAUACAAGUAGAGGUUCUGCUUGUAAAGAGACUGGGCACGUGCCGCAUCAGAACUCUAUAAAAGCUGCUGAAUAUAGUUUAGACAAUGUGAGAGGUUGUGAUAACUUAAACAUUUCAGGAAAUGAUAAACCUGGUGAUGCUGGUAGAAGCAGGUCAAGCCCUUUAAGGAGGUUAUUGGAUCCAUUGCUGAAACCAAAGACAGCUAAGUUCAGUCGCUCAUUGGACUCAUCUCAGAAGUUUUCCUUGUCAAUAAAUAAGAAUUAUAGGUCAGCUAAUGGGAGAUUUUCAACUCUACAUCCAAUCAAAGAAGUGGAUAGGGACCAUAAGGCCGGUUGUAGCGCAAUUAAUACCGUUGAUUCUUCAAGGGAGAUGAAGCAUGCCCCAUCGACGACACAAGCUCUUUUGAGAAUUGCUGUGAAGAACGGUCUGCCUCUUUUUACAUUUGCUGUUAACCAAAUUGACGGUAACAUUCUUGCAGCCAAAGUGAAGAACUUAGGCGACUCUGGAAAAGACGAAUGCAACCGCAUCUAUACCUUUUUAACCUUUAGCGAGGUUAAGAAGAAGAAUGGAAGUUGGAUGAGUAAAGCAGGCAGAAGCAAAGAACCUGAUUAUGUUCCCCAUGUUGUGGCUCAAAUGAAGGCUUCUUAUUUGCAUUAUUAUGAUUUAACCGGCCAGAAUUGUAUGGACUCCUCUACCGUGAAAGAGUUUGUUUUAUUUUCUGUAAAGCUCGGGCAAAGUGAUGCUCAGGACGCCGACUAUCAGCCAAAAGACGAGCUUGCUGCUAUUGCCGUCAAAAUACCUAAAGCUAUCAGUUUCAUUAACAAUCAACAUCAUAGCAGUUGCCACAGUGAUAGUCAUGACAUUGUCCAUGCAACGGUUGUGCUCCCAGGCGGGGUUCAUAGUUUUCCAAGUAAAGGCGGACCUUCAUCACUACUUGAGCGGUGGAAAUCCGGUGGAUCAUGUGACUGCGGCGGUUGGGAUUUGGCUUGCAAACUUAAAAUUAUUGCUACUGACAAUCAAGCCAGUAGAAAACCACUGUCAUCCAAACCUUAUUUUGCAGAUUAUCAAUUCGAUCUUUUUGUUCAGGGGAACAAACACGAUCCCAAGAUGCCAUGUGAGCUUUCUGGAACAAGAAAGUCGCAAACCGAGGAACUAAAGGCUUUUGGUAAAUUAGAAGAUAUUCCUACAAGUUAUGUUUCUAAUCCACCAGUUUCUCCUGUUGGUAGGGUCUAA
Molecule: messenger RNA, 2088 nt
Organism: Vicia faba (fava bean)
Lineage: Eukaryota; Viridiplantae; Streptophyta; Magnoliopsida; Fabales; Fabaceae
Source: the annotation of a GenBank genome assembly